AUGGAAGCGCUGCGUCUUGUAACUAGCUUAGACCUUGAAGAUGAACGGAGCAACAACACGUUAAAUUACAAAAUCAAUGACGCUAUUUUAAAAGAACGGAGCAACAACACGUUAAAUUACAAAAUCAAUGACGCUAUUUUAAAUGAACGGAGCAACAACACGUUAAAUUACAAAAUCAAUGACGCUAUUUUAAAUGAACGGAACAACAACACGUUAAAUUACAAAAUAAAUGUCGCUAUUUUAAAUGAACGGAGCAACAACACGUCAAAUUACAAAAUCAAUGACGCUAUUUUAAAUGAACGGAGCAACAACACGUUAAAUUACAAAAUCAAUGACGCUAUUUUAAAUGAACGGAGCAACAACACGUUAAAUUACAAAAUCAAUGACGUUAUUUUAAAUGAACGGAACAACAACACGUUAAAUUACAAAAUAAAUGUCGCUAUUUUAAAUGAACGGAGCAACAACACGUUAAAUCACAAAAUCAAUGACGCUAUUUUAAAUGAACGGAGAAACAACACGUUAAAUUACAAAAUCAAUGACGCUAUUCUAAAUGAACGGAGCAACAACACGUUAAAUCACAAAAUCAAUGACGCUAUUUUAAAUGAACGGAGAAACAACACCAACAACACGUUAAAUCACAAAAUCAAUGACGCUAUUUUAAAUGAACGGAGAAACAACACGUUAAAUUACAAAAUCAAUGACGCUAUUUUAAAUGAACGGAGCAACAACACGUUAAAUUACAAAAUCAAUGACGCUAUUUUAAAUGAACGGAGAAACAACACGUUAAAUUACAAAAUCAAUGACGCUAUUUUAAAUGAACGGAGAAACAACACGUUAAAUUACAAAAUCAAUGACGCUAUUUUAAAUGAACGGAGCAACAACACGUUAAAUCACAAAAUCAAUGACGCUAUUUUAAAUGAACGGAGAAACAACACGUUAAACUACAAAAUCAAUGACGCUAUUUUAAAUGAACGGAGCAACAACACGUUAAAUCACAAAAUCAAUGACGCUAUUUUAAAUGAACGGAGAAACAACACGUUAAAUUACAAAAUCAAUGACGCUAUUUUAAAUGAACGGAGCAACAACACGUUAAAUCACAAAAUCAAUGACGCUAUUUUAAAUGAACGGAGCAACAACACGUUAAAUUACAAAAUCAAUGACGCUAUUUUAAAUGAACGGAGCAACAACACGUUAAAUCACAAAAUCAAUGGCGCUAUUUUAAAUGAACGGAGCAACAACACGUUAAAUCACAAAAUCAAUGACGCUAUUUUAAAUGAACGGAGCAACAACACGUUAAAUCACAAAAUCAAUGACGCUAUUUUAAAUGAACGGAGAAACAACACGUUAAAUCACAAAAUCAAUGACGCUAUUUUAAAUGAACGGAGCAACAACACGUUAAAUUACAAAAUAAAUGUCGCUAUUUUAAAUGAACGGAGCAACAACACGUUAAAUCACAAAAUCAAUGGCGCUAUUUUAAAUGAACGGAGAAACAACACGUUAAAUUACAAAAUAAAUGUCGCUAUUUUAAAUGAACGGAGAAACAACACGUUAAAUUACAAAAUCAAUGACGUUAUUUUAAAUGAACGGAACAACAACACGUUAAAUUACAAAAUAAAUGUCGCUAUUUUAAAUGAACGGAGCAACAACACGUUAAAUCACAAAAUCAAUGACGCUAUUUUAAAUAAACGGAGAAACAACACGUUAAAUUACAAAAUAAAUGUCGCUAUUUUAAAUUAA
Hydractinia symbiolongicarpus is the source of this 1737-nucleotide messenger RNA. Its product is annotated as probable serine/threonine-protein kinase clkA. The transcript has 3 exons. Lineage: Eukaryota; Metazoa; Cnidaria; Hydrozoa; Anthoathecata; Hydractiniidae. The coding region runs from base 1 to 1737 and encodes 578 amino acids. The record is from RefSeq and is a predicted model, not a curated record.